Salarias fasciatus (jewelled blenny) is the source of this 2063-nucleotide messenger RNA. RefSeq names its product transmembrane protein 106B-like. The transcript has 9 exons. The record is from RefSeq and is a predicted model, not a curated record. NCBI's taxonomy places the organism in Eukaryota, Metazoa, Chordata, Actinopteri, Blenniiformes, Blenniidae. The coding region runs from base 280 to 1005 and encodes 241 amino acids.
GCGCCCCGGUCUGGCCAGACCCGUGGACAGGAGGACCGGGUCCUGGACUCUGACCUGGCCGCAGCACAGCGUCUCUGAGGCGGCUGGAGCGACACGGUGCUCCCCGGAGAGACCACAAAACCCGGAGUCCGGCUCGAAACCGCCCGGAGCCCCCGGAGCCCCGGAGCGGCUCCCCGCAGCGAUUCGUUUCCUGUCAUCUGCUCGUCUUCCUCUUUGGGUUCAUUCGGCUAGUUUUCAUCAGUCACGUGAAUAAAGGAUCGACAGGACAAUUCAGGAAGUAUGGGAACGGCGCCCAGCCAGAGCGACGGCGGCGAAGCCGACGGCGACGACAGGCAGCCGAUCGUGAGCCGGCGGUGCAGCCGGAGGCGCAGCACCGCCGAGACGGUGCACUGCCCCACCUGCCAGGGCAUCGGCCGGAUCCCCCGAGGUCAGGAGAGCAAGCUGGUGGCGGUGAUCCCCUGCAGCGACCAGAGGCUCCGCCCCCGACGCACGAAGCUGUACGUGGCGCUGUCGGUGGCGGUGUGCGUCCUGGUCAGCGCCCUGGUGCUCUUCUUCCUCUUCCCCCGCUCCGUGCUGCUGUCCCCCGUCUCCGUCCAGUCCUCCUACGUCUUCUUCAUGUCCAGCUCUGUGGAGAUGAACAUCACGAACGUGCUGAACAUCACCAACCAGAACUUUGCGGAGGUGCGGGUCUACAACCUGACGGUGCAGGCGCUGAACUACCAGACGGUGGUGGGAACGCUGCACGUCAAGGACGUGACCUCGGUGCGGCCGCUGUCCGCCCAGCUGUUCUCCUUCGUGAUGCCCGUCAAUCUGACGGACGUCGGCAUGAGGGAGUACUGUCAGAACCCUGCGCUGACCGUCCACAUCGUGUACCUCCACCUCCAGAUCUCGGUGACGGUGUACUACCUGGCCCACUACGAGCAGCUCUCCCUGGACGCCUACGAGUUCCUGGACUGCGGCGCCAACGCCACCGUCCCCCACCGGCUGCUGCCUCCGCCCACCUGACGGCGGCGGCGGCGCCGCCAGCCGUCCUGGGCAGCGGCUGUCUGCUGCUUCUCUGUCUCGAUUGAAAGGGCCGGCGUGGCGUUGUGGUGCGAUCAGACUCAUUUUGGGAAUCUUCUUGAUCCCCCUCAGUGUUUUCCAGGCUCCUGAUGAGCCUCUGCUUGGAUUUGGUGAAACUCUGGAGGGAAACCGGGUCAGACAGGACGGUUCAGGACCAGGAACUGAGCCGCCGCUGUCGCUUUCACUACUGCUUCAAAGCGUCGCGCUCCGAAAUUCUUAAAACUCACUGAAAGAAAAGAAAAUGUGCUUAAAGAGACUGAUGGAGGCGACGCAGUGCGUCAUCUGCAGAAACCAGGAGUCCACCGGCCCGCCGAAGGAGGACCGCUCCACCGGCUGCUCCUCGCGGUCCAGACCUCCUGGCCUCCUGCGUCAUGUGACUCGUCUGUGAGAGAAAACACCCGGGACCAGAAUAAAAUCACAUCCAUCCACUUCCUGGUUAUGGUUUGUUCUUGUUGACAGGAGCCAUCAGGGUGAAGCGAACUGAAAGGUAACGUUAAAGAAAGUGAUUGGUCUGACUGAUCGGGGGACGCCGCUGAGUGAGGACUCCGUCCUUCGUCUCUAACCUGGCUUUUUCCAUUUGUUGAUGGGAGUUUGGCUUCAGCAGUAAAUAAAGCUCCAAGCACUGCAGAUGUCUGUUCUUGUUCAGAUUCACAGUGAGAACUGAAAAUCUGUCCAGGAAAUGAAGAUAAUUUAGAAGCUUUCAUGUUUCUGCUGUUCCUCUCUGAGCUGUAAUAAAUGACACUAAACCACAGAAACGUGCUUUUUUCUUUCUUUAGCUGUUUCUGUUCUGUUUCUCUGUUUCCUGUCACAACAGGACUGAGGCAGACGCUCCUGGUCCUCAGAGGACACCGUCUUUCACGUCAUUGAUUCAAACACGUUAGAUCCAACAGAGCUUCAUUUGGAAAACAGUGACGACCAAAUUAACCUCCUCGUUUUGUCCUUGAUUUUAAAACAAGAAAAAAGCUGAUAUGAAAAGUCUGAGGAUAAAGUUCAGAAAUGUG